Messenger RNA from Dama dama (fallow deer), 1568 nucleotides. It is a transcript of the gene HVCN1, whose product is annotated as hydrogen voltage gated channel 1. The record is from RefSeq and is a predicted model, not a curated record. Gene Ontology annotation, biological process: proton transmembrane transport. Gene Ontology annotation, molecular function: voltage-gated proton channel activity. Bases 438 to 1253 code for a protein of 271 amino acids. Lineage: Eukaryota; Metazoa; Chordata; Mammalia; Artiodactyla; Cervidae. The transcript has 8 exons. Gene Ontology annotation, cellular component: plasma membrane.
GGGCGGCCCUGCAGACGCCCGAGCUCGCAGUUGCUGCGGUGGCCGCGGGCAGGCCGGGCGCAGGGUAAGUGCUCCGGGGCUGGCCCGGGGCGCGUGACCCUUUUUCGAGCCCUCCCAGCCCGAGCCGAGCCUCCCAGGGACCCCCCGCGGGAUCCCAAGGGUGCCCGGUUGCCCUCGGUUCUAGCGUUUCCCAGCUCAGGGCAACGCGGGCAGGCAGUGAUAACCCAGGGGCCCCCUAUAGAGGGGAAGGACAGGAGACAAAGCGUGCACCUCACCUUGAAAACGAGGGUGUGGACGAAAGCUACCCUUUUGUAUGGAGUGAUUCCCUGGGCCAGGUGAAGAUACCAAGACUCAAGGAAGCCAAGUUACUCGCCAGGGGGUCACACCGCCCACAGAGGCAGAGCCGGAACUCACCCAGAUCCUGAGAAGACAGAAAGAUGGCUGCCUGGAAUGAAAAGGCAGUCACACGCAGGCCCAGGGUGGCUCCCGCUGAGAGGAUGAGCAAGUUCUUGAAACACUUCACCGUCGUCGGGGAUGACUACCACGCCUGGAACAUCAACUACAAGAAGUGGGAGAAUGAGCAGGAGGAGGAGGAAGAAGAGCAGCCGCCGCCCACUGCAGCCUCGGCCGAGGAGGGCAGAGCCACUGACCCCACCCCGGCCCCGGCCCCUGUGCCCAGGCCCCGCCUAGACUUCAGGACCACUUUGAGGAAGCUCUUCAGCGCCCACAGGUUUCAGGUUAUCAUCAUCUGCCUGGUCGUCCUGGACGCCCUCCUGGUGCUUGCCGAGCUCGUUCUGGACCUGAAGAUUAUCCAGCCCGACAAGAAUCACUAUGCCCCCAGGGUGUUCCACUACAUGAGCCUUGCCAUCCUCACCUUUUUCAUGAUGGAGAUUUUCUUUAAGAUAUUUGUCUUCCGCUUGGAGUUCUUUCACCACAAGUUUGAAAUCCUGGACGCCAUCGUGGUGGUGAUUUCCUUCAUCCUCGACAUCGUCCUCCUCUUCCGGGAGCAUGAGUUCGAGGCUCUAGGACUGCUGAUCCUGCUCCGGCUGUGGCGGGUGGCCCGGAUCAUCAAUGGGAUAAUUAUCUCGGUUAAGACACGUUCAGAACGGCAACUGUUAAGGUUAAAACAGAUAAACAUACAACUGGCCACCAAGAUCCAGCACCUUGAAUUCAGCUGCUCUGAGAAGGAACAAGAAAUUGAGAGACUUAACAAGCUAUUGAGACAGCAUGGACUUCUUGGGGAGGUGAACUAGACGCACACCUUCUCCAGCCCAAAGGGAAGACCUGCCUCAUGGGCUUGUGACGAGGAAGACAGCCGCCCCUCUGGGGCCAUGUCGGGGAGAGAUUUGGUUUGAUGGCUUUGUCUCACUGCUGCGGCUCGGAUUCUGGGGGACACAGCCUUUCAGAGGCUCUAUUUCUUAUCUUGGUGUGACUGAGAAUCUCCCACCCCACACUGUGUAACAAAUGUAUCAUAAACUAUAUUUUUCUCAUGUUGAACACUUAACUCUUGCUUGAAAAUGAACAAGCUGGACAAUUACUAGCCGUAUAUAAAAUUUAAUCUCAUCAAA